Molecule: messenger RNA, 3100 nt
Organism: Sorex araneus (European shrew)
Lineage: Eukaryota; Metazoa; Chordata; Mammalia; Eulipotyphla; Soricidae
Gene: AASDHPPT
Product: aminoadipate-semialdehyde dehydrogenase-phosphopantetheinyl transferase
Exons: 7
Coding region: 104-1015 (303 amino acids)
Cellular component (GO): cytosol
Molecular function (GO): holo-[acyl-carrier-protein] synthase activity; magnesium ion binding
Source: RefSeq, a predicted model, not a curated record
CUUCCGCGCGGCGCCCCGCCCCUUCCGCGGGCGCCGGGAAGAAGGGGCGGGGCCGGGCGCGGCGUCGGCGCCAUCAGGCCCAGCGGUGCGGCGCGUUCGGUGCAUGGUGUCCGCGGCCCCGCGCUCCCGCCUGCUGCCGGCCAUGGAGGGCGUGCGCUGGGCCUUCUCGUGCGGCACCUGGUUGCCCAGCCGCGCCGACUGGCUGCUGGCUGUGCGCUCCAUCCAGCCCGAGGAGAAGGAGCGCAUCGGGCAGUUCGUCUUCGCCCGCGACGCCAAGGCUGCCAUGGCUGGUCGUCUGAUGAUAAGGAAAUUAGUUGCAGAGAAAUUAAAUAUUCCUUGGAACAAUAUUCGUUUGCAAAGAACUGCCAAGGGGAAACCAGUUCUUGCAAAAGACUCCUUGCAUUCUUACCCCAAUUUCAACUUUAACAUCUCUCACCAAGGGGACUAUGCAGUGCUCGCCGCGGAACCUGAGCUCCAAGUUGGCAUUGAUAUCAUGAAGACCAGUUUCCCAGGUCGUGGUUCAAUUUCAGAAUUCUUUCAUAUUAUGAAGAGAAAGUUUACCAACAAAGAAUGGGAGACCAUCAGAAGCUUUAAGGAUGAAUGGACUCAGCUGGAUAUGUUUUAUAGGAAUUGGGCGCUGAAAGAAAGCUUCAUAAAGGCCGUUGGUGUUGGACUGGGGUUCGAAUUGCAGCGGCUCGAGUUUGAUAUAUCCCCCUUAAGCCUGGAUAUCGGCCAGGUUUAUAAAGAAACGCGUCUGUUCCUCGAUGGGGAAGAAGAAAAGGAAUGGAUCUUUGAGGAAAGCAAAAUAGAUGACCACCAUUUUGUGGCAGUUGCCCUUAGGAAGCCUGAUGGAUCUAAACAGGAUGCUCCAUCUCACUCUAAGUCAGGCCAGAGAGAGUUUACUGUUCUCACUUUCAGUGACCUGAUCUCCUCUGCCGUCCCCAUGACCCCUGAAGAUCCAUCCUUCUGGGACUGUUUUUGCUUCACAGAGGAAAUUCCAAUACGAAAUGUUUAAAAACAACUUUUCCUACUGAAAGAGCAGACUCCCAGAUGAAGAUCGUGCACUAGCGUCCGCACUUACCUCUCUCCCCAAAUCAUGCUGGACUCAUGGAAGAAAUGGAAAACGUGACAAUAUCACAGUGAUACAAGCUCAAAGGAGAGGAACAGAAACUACAGACAUGCAAAAAGAAAAUUCUUAAGUUCGUAUCUCUCAGAGGUAACUAUUCCUAAAACUCUAGUAUCUUUCGAGACUUUUCUUGGUAAAUCUGUAUUAAUAUUCUUGUUUUUUUUUUUUUCAAAUGGGAACAUAAUGUGAUUUUGUUGCAAUUCUUUUUUCUUAAUGUCUUACUGUUGUUUAUAAAUAUACCUCUGUGUUCUAAUUCUUAGUGGCUUUAACAUGUUCUGUUGUCUGACUAACAAUACUAGUUAGGAUGCUUUUGACCAGAGAUAACAAAAAAUAUUACUUAAUUGACUGUAGUAACCAGAAAUGUUUAUUAAUUAGGUCAUGUAACACACAGUCAAGAAUUAUCAUUAGACAUUUAAAACAAUUUUUUUUUCUGCCUCAGCCUUUUGUUUAUUUUGCCUUAUUUGUCUUCUUCAUGGUCCUAAGAACUGAUACUAAGUUUACAAAGUAAGUCACUUAACUAAAGGCCACAAAGGCCUUUUCUCCCCUUGUAGCUGAGUCGCACAUCAGUGAGGAGUUUUCUCAGGAGCUCUGGAAGGGAUCCCUUCCAUAUUCAUGGGCUCGGUCCUCUCACUGAACUCCUGUCACCAGACUCAGCGGCCGACCUACAAGGCGCUUGUGCCAGCGACCUUGGCCUCAAGCUUGCCUGCCCUGUGCUGAGCGGACGUGGGUGUCCAACAGUGCCAGUCCACUGGGGAGGCCUUUGCUACUCUGAGGCCAGUGCUGGGCAGCUGCCAGUGGGAAGAGUACUGAGUGGUCAGCUCACCAGACUCGGCAGCUUACUCUGCCUCUACCAGGUUUACCCCAGAGUUAGACACUUGAGGUUGAAUCCGGGGUUUCCUCUAAUCCACCUCUCAGGAGGAGAACCCUCGGCCGGGCCACUGGUGAGUAUGAAUCCUUGGAGAUGGGUCGGAUGGUUUCCUUUUUGCUCAUGGAGAACGAGUUGGAGGCCCAGUCUCAGUGUUUGUCCAGAAUCUGAUUAAGGUGAUCUGGUGGACUGGGAGCUCUGGGCAUGUGUCGGCACCCUAGGGUACAGAAGCCCAGUGUCCGUCUGUGGGUGUGGAAGUGGACUCGUGAGGAAGCUGCUGGGAGAGGGGAGGAGGGUCGCAUGUGCCCGCCCUGAGCCCUUCCUUGCCUUAGCCAUUGUGUUGGUGCGCAGUUCUUACUGCAGACAGUGGGAAAGAGACUGACCAUGCCUUGAGGUAGGUGCACAUUUAAUCAUGUCCUGAAAAAAAUGUUUUGAGAAGGGGAAAGCUUGGCACAAAGGCCUCAAAAACAUCUUUAGAAUUUUGACAAAUACUGAGAAAUUACUCUCCAAAAUGCCUGUCGAGUUUACACUUUCAGUUAAUGUUUUGUGUGAGUACCCAUCCAUCAUGUCUUUAGUCCCUGGUCAACUGCAGUCUUUUUUCUUCUUAAUUUAAUCUUUGUCUGUAGAAGUGAAACAUUUUUUAACUUGUAUUUCAUGACAAAUGAGGUUGAUCUAUCAGUGUUGUUAUUGUUUGUAUUCCUUUUUUUUUUUAAUGGGCUGCCUGUUGUCUUUUUCUGUUUAUUUUAGUAAAUACGACUUAAUUUAAUGUGGGGAUAUAAUAUAUACGAUGCCAAGACCAUCAUAUUGAUGACAUAAUUUUAUAUGGUCUAGUGCAUGUCUGGGGGAUUUGCAUCUUGUUAAUUACCAAGAAGUAAAGUAAUUCAUUGUUUCUAUUACUAAAAUUAAAAGUUGUGUGUAAAUUGUAUAAAAUUACUUUGCUUAGUAAAAUAUUUGGAAUGUUUUCUAAUUUUUCAUUUUAUUAAGCAUGCCCAAGUAUUUCAAGUAGAGUAAAUAUGUGUAAAGUGUUAUUCCUAGCAUGAGUGUAAUGAUAAAAUCUUGUCAUCUGUAUUCUCACUAGAAUAAUAAAAUGACUAACUGGAAAUAACUGA